Messenger RNA from Closterium sp. NIES-67, 2261 nucleotides. NCBI's taxonomy places the organism in Eukaryota, Viridiplantae, Streptophyta, Zygnematophyceae, Desmidiales, Closteriaceae. The record is from the annotation of a GenBank genome assembly.
CAGAAAUAGCAUUUCCGAUCUACCGUUUCCCCGCACGUACGCGUCACCUAGAGCAACCUCAAGCACUCCAUUCUCUUAUGUUUUCUUCUACCGAUUUCCUCCAUUUCUUGCUGAUUUUCCUAGCUCCACCACUGUUCCGCCACUUCCGCCGCUGCAGUUAGGAUUCCCGUUUUUCUUCCCGUCGUCAUUCUUUCCCUUGUCAUCCGUCGUGCCAUUUCAACACCACUUUCCUUGGAACUAGAUGGGUGGUCCUCACACCGUCCUUAGCAUCGCCACACCUUCGUUAGGCAUAAGGUUAGGUCGGUAGGGCAGCGGCGAACCACCCUAACAGUACAAGGGGUGCACGGGUGGGGCGCGGCGAUCACAUUACACGGCGAAGCGAGGCGUGGGAGAGCAGUGAGCGCGCAUUUGGCAUCAGCAGAGCCAUAGGCAUGGCCGUGCCGCCGUGCGUCGUGGCGUUGGGUCGAGUGCGCCAUGUGUGCCUCACCACGCACCGCCACGUGCGCAUUCACAGCCUGAUUCUCCCUGCUGCCUCACGGCCAAGCGCCUCUGCGCCAUGCACUGCUGCGAGUGGACGAGGCGGGAGGGGCGCACACGGCGAGGGGGGGGACGGAGAGGAGGAGCGGUGCAGCAGCAGGGCAGAGGCGGCAGACUCGCGUGCAGCGCUGGUGGGGGCAACAGCAGUGGGAGUGGGGGCAGGGGCGGACGGGCACAGUGCAGCAGCAGUAAGUGCGGGUGCAGCUAUGGCGCUUCUCAUGGAUGGCCCGCCACGCAGCAUGCAAGGAAGCAAGCACGCAGCGCAAGGACGGCCGUGCGGGUGGCGGGAGCAAGCUCGAGGGACGGCGCAGCAGCGCAGGAGCAAGGGGGGAGCGAGGCGGCUCUGGGGGAAGCAUCCAGGGCUGCAGAGCCAAGUGGCGCGGGUGGUGCUGCCAGCACCGGUCAAGAGGCCGGUGUGCAAAGAGAGGCGAGAGGAGAAGCGGGUGCAGCAGUGGGUGCAGGGGCGGGGUCAGGGGCGAGUGCGGAGAGCACGGUGAAGGACGGCAAGUGGGUGGGCGCCAGCCACAGAGUGCUCUUCUGCUCGCAGUGUGGCUCCCCGACCAACCAGAUCGUGCCAGCUGGUGAUGACAAGCCUCGGGACGUGUGCAGCAACCCUGUCUGUGCGCGCAUCCACUACGCCAACCCCAAAGUGGUCGUGGGCGCGCUGUGCCUCUGGCACAACAAGGUGCUGCUGUGUCGGAGGGGCAUCCCGCCCUGCGAGGGCAUGUGGGGCUUCCCUCAAGGUUUCCUGGAGUUGGGCGAGUCGUCGAGGGAGGGGGCAGAGAGGGAGGUGCGGGAGGAGGCAUGCGCCGAGGUCAGAGUGCGCAGCCUGCUGGCCGUCUACAACAUUCCCAACCAGGUGCAGAUCAUCUACCUCGCUGACCUCCUCUCGCCUCACUUCGCUGCCGGCUCGGAGACGCUAGAGGCGGCUCUGUUUGAGUGGGACGCCAUCCCCUUCCACCACCUCGCCUUCCCCACUGUGGCAUGGGCGUUGGAGCACGCACAGCAGCAGCUGCAGCACGCCCAGGGGCUCAUUCAGCCACAGCUGAGGACCAAAGUGGCCGGCACCGCUGGCAUGUUCAGUGGCUCGUAUGUGGAUGCAUAGAAUACACUUCAAACUGGUGGUUGAAAGUCGUGAUUCUUGUCUCUGCCAAUCAGGCCCCCAAAUUGGUUUUGGGGUUGUCUGAUUCGUCAGACUCGCCUGCCAUCCCUUGGUAUGGCCAUCAGAGUUGCCCCUAAAAAAAGUCUGCAACAUCAGAGUAACUAGAGAUUUUUUGUAUGAUCAAUCAGAGUCACUAUGUUUUCAAACUCUGAUUUUAAAGCCGUAGUCACAUCACAUAUCAUUGAAUUACCGUAUUCCCCCGGAUAUACGCACCGCCAGCUAAAACGCACCAUGGUGCGUAUAUCCGGAGGGGUGCCAUAUCGGAUGUGCCAAUGAUACGCACCCCCCCAUUUUCCAGAUUCUAAUCCCUAUACGCACCCCCCUUUUCCCCGUCGGAAUCUCGCACUGACUAUGUUGACUGUACAUUUCGCAUCAAGUUUACGUGAGGAAUCACUUCAUCACACAAAAUCGACCCCUGACCUUCCGACUCAUCGAAGGUAUGGUCAGCAAAGCUCUGCUGCCAUGUCAGAUGAGAGAACGGAUGGCCAGGAUCGCCCACGCUAGCCUGCACGCUGGCAAACUGCAGCGAACGUGCUGCUUGGCUGACGCGUCAGUCGUCUAG